Molecule: messenger RNA, 1272 nt
Organism: Fusarium subglutinans
Lineage: Eukaryota; Fungi; Ascomycota; Sordariomycetes; Hypocreales; Nectriaceae
Exons: 2
Coding region: 1-1272 (423 amino acids)
Source: RefSeq, a predicted model, not a curated record
AUGCCUCUCCACCAGCGGACUUCUGCUAGCCCAUCUAAGAGGAGCAGCUCCUCUGUUAGGAGCUCUGUCUCCGCCAGAAGCACUAACUCUUCCUCCUCCUCCUCCUCCAAGUCAAGGGCCUUGACUGUGCAAGACCAUGACUACGAAUAUGAAUUCGAUAUUGAGUCCGAGCUGCGCGACGAUCUUCAAAAGGCCAACACAGAACUCAACAAAGCCAAUGCCGAGAACGACAAAUUGAGCGCCCAGAACGACAAGCUCAAGGCCACCAUCGAGCAGCUCACCCGCAAGUUGAACGAGUCCAAGACAUCACUCGAAGAGACAACCCGCAAGCUCAAUGAUUCUACAAUCUCAUGCCGUGAGCUCAAGGCCCAGAUCGAGGGUGUACGCUCUGAGGCUGAUGUCCUACGAGAGGACAACCGCCGUCUUAACACCGACUUCGAGGAACUCAAGGGCGAUAAGCGCCGCCUGAACAAUGAGUGUGAUGAACUCAAAGAGGAGAAGGAGGCCCUCAAGGAGGAGAUUGAGCGCGUCAAGUUCGAGCACCAUGAUCUUGAGCAGCGCUUCAUCGGUCUCCAGGCCAAGCACGAGAACCUCACCAUGCGCCACAAUGCUGUAAGCAGCCAAGCUCCCUCGUCUGCCAUGACGAGCCCCAUGUCCAGCCCAAUGCCCAGUCCUCUUCCUGCCCCUAUUCAGGAGGGCCGUAAGAACCCCCCCCGUCCUUCCAGCAAGGCUUCUAGCAAGGCCUCUAGCAAGGUUUCUACCAAGUCCUCCAGCAAGCGAGAGCCUCGCGAGGACCGCCACCGUGAGCAGGAGGAUCGACACCAGUCUGAGCGGGAGGAGAGCUCUCGUGAGGAACACACUCGCGAGAGACGUCACCGGGAUGAUCGCGAGCGCCGCGACCGCGACCGUGAGGAUCGAGUACGCCCCCCGCGCAGCGAGAAGCCUAAGGACAAGGAAAGAUUUGAGGCCAAGGAACGCUUGUCGAAGCGGUUUGAUGAGCGCCCUGCUGUAGCACCUCGUCAGACCAGCUUCAUCGAGCCAUGGGGUCCCGGAGGUUGGUCUCCUCAUUAUGAUGCCCCUUCAAGCGACUUUGACGCUUACGGCCAUAUGGCAACAGGACGCAAGGCCGCCAGUGUUGUGUCUAGCGGGGCUUAUUCCAAUGUCCCUCGCACGACCAGCAUUGUCAAUGGUCACUUCAGCAGCGACAGCAGCGCAUACGAUGAUGAGCGGUAUGAGGAUGGUUCUUACCAUGCCUACCCCAUCCCUAACUAA